GUAAUGAGGAAGGCGUGGGCUCUAGCAGUGGACACCUGAAGGCAGCAGUGGGUGAAAACAAGCAAAAUAAAGAAAAGUUUGGCUGUGAGAAGGUGCUAGACAGCCAGGCAUGGUGACGAGGAGGCAGGAAGAUAGGUCACCACCACCACAGGGAAGCACCCGGCAACAGGAAGGUGACCGAGGACACCCUGCUUCUUCUGCUGACAUUAUAAUCUCCUUGAAGACUACCACGUAACACGAUGUCGAAGAAGACAGCUCUGGUUCUUCUGGCAGAGGGAGCCGAGGAAAUGGAGGCCGUCAUUUCCAUUGACGUACUGAGGAGGGGUGGAAUGAAGGUGACAGUUGGUGGCAUUGGUGGUAGUGGUAGUGUGCUCUGCAGCAGGGAUGUAGUGAUGCUGCCGGAUAUGUCCCUGGAGGAGGCUGUGGCGAAGGGUCCUUACGAUGCUGUAGUUCUUCCUGGGGGAUUGAAGGGAGCUGAAAAUAUUGCACAGAGUGCAACUGUGAAGUCUCUGUUAGAGGAGCAAGAAAAAGCCGGAAGGGUGAUUGGUGCCAUUUGUGCAGCUCCUGCUGUUAGUCUGGCUGGUAUUGGUAUUGGGCAGGGGAAGAAAAUGACAUGCUAUCCUUCCCUUAAGGACAAACUGACAGGAUCUGGAAAACAUACUUUUGUGGAUGAAAAAGUCGUUGUUGAUGGUCAGUUCAUCACUUCACAAGGACCUGGAACUGCUUUUGACUUUGGACUUGCCCUGGUAGAGAAGUUAGAAGGUUCUGAGAAGAGAGCAUCUACUGCCAAGGCAAUGCUGCUUCAGUAGAUACUUCUGAAAAUAUUCAUUGUGUACUUUUUUUUUUCUGAAGAGAAUGGUUCACAAGGAAUGUAUAAGAUAUUCCUAGAUGGCUUAUUGCCUUUUGCUUACCUUUUAAAUUUUGAAAGUAUUAUAUAGCAUACUUUGGCUCAUUAGGAAUGUAUUUAACUUAUUUAAAAUUUGUUAAGAUGAUAUUCCUGCAAGGACUACAUAUAUUAGUGUGUCCUCAGCUUUUUUUUUUGUCUUCAAGGAGUGGUUCUGGCAUUAAGCUUCUGGAUAUUAAAUUAUUUUUUGUUUUUUGUUUGAUUGGAGAUUUCAUAAUGUAGGCAUGAAAUACCUUAAUAAAGGCAAGCAAUCUGCUUAUAGCUGCAAAUGAUUAUUGGUUUAAGUUCAUUACUGUAUACUUUAUCAUGACUGUGAUACUGGAUGAAGACAGCUCUAAAAUAGAAAACAUGAUCUGUGUUGAGAUUUUCAGUAAAAUAAAAAAAAUAAAAAAAA
Scylla paramamosain (green mud crab) is the source of this 1298-nucleotide messenger RNA. Its product is annotated as Parkinson disease protein 7-like. The record is from RefSeq and is a predicted model, not a curated record. Gene Ontology annotation, cellular component: cytoplasm; mitochondrion; nucleus. NCBI's taxonomy places the organism in Eukaryota, Metazoa, Arthropoda, Malacostraca, Decapoda, Portunidae. The transcript has 6 exons. Gene Ontology annotation, biological process: response to oxidative stress; glycolate biosynthetic process; glyoxal metabolic process. Bases 240 to 809 code for a protein of 189 amino acids.